UCACAACAACCUUACAGCCUUGGCCACUGAAGACGUCACAAUUACUGUCAGUGAAAGUUAGGAAGGUCGGGAAUUGAGUGACAGUUCAAGGUGUUUGUUCAACAGUUCUGAAGACUUUUAAGGAGAAACGCUCACAGGUGCUAGACACUAAUGGACAUUUCAUUCUGAGAAUACGUGGAGAAGUUGCAUUACAGAACAUAUCAGUCUGACAUGUCGUCCCAGGCCCACAACCACAGCUCUGAGCAGGAAGACGACGGGAGGGAUUAUAUCGACAUCAUCGGCGAGGACGACUGCAUCUCCACUGGUGACGACAGGAGCGACGACGGAUGUCCCCAGAGUAAAGCCAACUACUCCCUCCAUGGUCUCAGCAAUGGCGAACUGAAGGAACUCCGCUCAAAGAUCAAUGAGAGAGAACGGAAACGCAUGCAUGAUCUCAAUUCCGCCAUGGAAGGGCUGCGUGAUGUCAUGCCGUACGCCCGUGGACCAGCGGUCCGGAAGUUGUCCAAGAUAGCCACGCUGACCCUCGCCAAGAACUACAUCACCAUGCUGACGAAGUCUGUGGAGGAGAUGAAGUCACUGAUUGAUGACAUUUACCGCUCUGGUCACCCCCGUCGGGCGCCAGGCGUCUCUGCUGCACACAUUCCGCCCGUAUCCACUGCAUCCCCACCCCCAGGCUACCCUUACCCCCACCACCACAUCACCCCGGGGCCUAUGGUGCACCACCCUGUCCAGUCACACCCCUGUACGUCUAUGUCGUGUGGGUGCUCUAUGUAUCCAUACCCCCCGGGACAUUCCGUCAUGGCGCCCAUUGUGUCGUCUGCGGGCAAGUUCUAUACACAUACGACUAAGACACUUGAUGCUGUACCCAGAAUGUGACCUUGUGGACGUUUUAUCGGAUACAGAGAUUGUGAGGUUGUGGUGGACCUUUGACCAAGUACAGACAAUGUGAGUUUCUGGAUCUUCGAUCCAGCACAGAUAAGUUAAGCUCGUGGACCUACGAUCCAGAAAAGACAAGGUGAGCUUCUGAAUCUUCGAUCCAGCACAGAGAAUUUGAGCUUGUGGACCCCCGAUUUCAGCACAGACAAUGUGAGGUUGUGGACCCCCUAUUUCAGCACAGACAAUGUGAGGUUGUGGACCCUCGAUCCAGCACAGACAAUGUGAGGUUGUGGACCUUCGAUCCAGCACAGACAAUGUGAGGUUGUGGACCUUCGAUCCAGCACAGACAAUGUGAGGUUGUGGACCUUCGAUCCAGCACAGACAAUGUGAGGGUGUGGACGCAUUGCCAAUUGAUAUAAAUUGGGACAUUCCCGGACAAUUCACUCUCAGUGUAUUUGCUUGACGUGAAGAAAUUUGAAAUGUACAAAAAAAUUCCACAUGCUUGACCAGGAAGAUCAGAGGAACUAUGUUUGACGGACCAAUGUUUUAUUGAGGGCACCGCUGCAGGGGAUCUAUGUUUGACAUCUCGUGGUUGUCGUGUGACCGCCGCAGUGUCGCUGUGCAAAGUGCUGAUGUUUUCAUUUGUUUGUUUUUUGCGUUUAGAUAUGUUUUAUACAUAAACUGUAUACUCUUUCACAUGGUGCCUUGACGAAC
Haliotis rufescens (red abalone) is the source of this 1590-nucleotide messenger RNA. RefSeq names its product oligodendrocyte transcription factor 2-like. Lineage: Eukaryota; Metazoa; Mollusca; Gastropoda; Lepetellida; Haliotidae. Gene Ontology annotation, molecular function: protein dimerization activity. The transcript has a single exon. The record is from RefSeq and is a predicted model, not a curated record. Bases 211 to 876 code for a protein of 221 amino acids.